Colletotrichum higginsianum IMI 349063 is the source of this 1476-nucleotide messenger RNA. Its product is annotated as Aminotransferase class-III. The transcript is spliced from 6 exons. Bases 1 to 1476 code for a protein of 491 amino acids. The record is from RefSeq and is a predicted model, not a curated record. Gene Ontology annotation, molecular function: pyridoxal phosphate binding; transaminase activity. NCBI's taxonomy places the organism in Eukaryota, Fungi, Ascomycota, Sordariomycetes, Glomerellales, Glomerellaceae. Gene Ontology annotation, cellular component: cytosol.
AUGGCUAGUGGCUCCCACGGGGUCAUCAAGACCAUGUCAAAACAUGCCCCUGUCGAUAACCCCGCGGUUGAAACGGCAAAAGCAACCCCUGUUGUCAGCGCUGUCCUUCAUCGCUCAUUGAAGAAAGCACCGCCACAAGUCGUCUCGGCAAAUGGCAAAUACUUGACUUUUGCCGAUGGCCGAACUAUCCUUGACACAACAUGCGGUGCAGCCGUUGCAUGCAUAGGCUCGAACAAUGAACGAGUAAAGCGAGCGAUGGUCGAGCAAAUCGACAAGUUUUCUUACUGCAAUUCCAUGUUCUUUGGUCAUGAGGUUGGAGAGCAGUUGGCGACCAUGUUGAUUCAGGGCACUGGGGGCGCCAUGUCGAAAGCCUACUUCAUGUGUUCUGGAUCCGAAGCCAUGGAGUCUGCCAUGAAACUGGCACGGCAGUACUACAUGGAACUAUCUCCUCAACAGCCCAAACGCGUCAACUUCAUUGCCAGGGAAGGCUCAUAUCACGGUACGACACUGGGUUCGCUUUCGAUGAGCGGCCACGUAGCUAGGCGAAGCCUCUUCUUGGAUCUUUUGCUACCAAACAUCGCUAGAGUCUCGGCUUGUAACGCAUACCGUGGAAUGACGGAGGGUCAGACCACCGAGGAGUACGUUGCGCAACUAGCGGAUGAGUUGGACCGCAAAUUUCAAGAGUUGGGACCCGACACAGUGUGCGCAUUUGUUGCUGAGCCAGUCGUUGGCGCUGCUUUGGGAUGUGUCCCAGCUGUUCCUGGGUACUUCAAAGCCAUGAAAACGGUUUGCGACAAAUACGGCGCUCUUCUCAUCUUAGAUGAGGUAAUGUCUGGCAUGGGUCGCUCGGGCACGUUGCAUGCAUGGCAGCAUGAAGAUGUUAUUCCAGAUAUACAGACCAUCGCGAAAGGACUUGGAGGCGGUUACGCGCCAAUGGCUGGCAUGUUGAUCAACCACCGCGUAGCAAAGGUUCUCGGGGAUGGCACCGGAACUUUCUCUCAUGGGCACACCUAUCAAGGCCACCCAGUUGGGUGUGCUGCAGCACUAGAAGUGCAGCGCAUCAUCCAAGAAGAGGAACUCGUUUCAAAUGUUCGAAAGCAGGGAGCUUUGCUUGAAAAGCUUUUGCGCGAGCAUUUGGGUGACCAUCCCUAUGUCGGCAACAUCAGAGGAAAGGGCCUCUUCUGGGGAAUUGAGUUUGUUUGUGACAAAAGAACCAAGGAGCCAUUCCCACGGUCAGCAGAUGUUGCCAAUAGAAUCUAUCUCAUGGGAUUCAAUGAGUUCGGAAUAAGUCUCUAUCCCGGAACUGGGACAAAAGACGGAGUUCUAGGCGAUCACGUUCUUCUUGCGCCUGCAUACACAAGCACUAGCGAAGAGAUUGAAUACAUUGCUGCAAGAACUAAAGAUACCGUCUAUCGAGCUUUUGACGAGCUCAGCGCUAGCACUGCUGGUUUGGAAAACUGCUUUGUUUCACAGUAG